Molecule: messenger RNA, 1750 nt
Organism: Oryza sativa Japonica Group (Japanese rice)
Lineage: Eukaryota; Viridiplantae; Streptophyta; Magnoliopsida; Poales; Poaceae
Product: anthranilate O-methyltransferase 3
Biological process (GO): methylation
Molecular function (GO): S-adenosylmethionine-dependent methyltransferase activity
Source: RefSeq, a predicted model, not a curated record
UUGACUUUUAAAAUCGAAAGUUGAAAACUAAACAAUAAAUACGUUUACAAAGUCAGACCAGUAGUUUGUCAGCCACGAAAUUAGCACCAAAAAUAUUAAUUAAUAAGCCCCAGUCUCUAGGAGUUAAAAUAAGCCAGCCACACCAGAUUUCUCAAUAUAAACGAGAAUGCAUUGUGAAAAUAUCUCAUUGGUGUUAUGCUCCACCUUACACAGUGCAAGGUAGGAUCAGGAUUUCUUUGGAAGCCCUUGUAGGAAAUGAAGAUCGAGCACGACCUCCACAUGAUCAAGGGGGAUGGAGACACAAGCUACGCCAGGAACUCUAGUACCCAAAGAAAAGCCAUUCUCGCGACUAAACAUAUGGUUGAGAAGGCCAUGAAAGGAGUAUUCAUGGAACUUAAACCGCAGUCAAUGGUCGUCGCUGACCUAGGCUGCUCCUCUGGUACAAACACACUUCUCUUUAUAUCUGAGAUGAUUGCCAUGAUAAGUGAAGAAAACACAAGCGACAAUAACAUCAGGAAGUGCCCCAUGGAGGUCCAAUUCUUCCUCAAUGACCUACCCAGUAACGAUUUCAACCACAUCUUCAAGUCUCUUGGGCAGUUUGAGCAAUCAAUAGUGCAAGAUUGUGCUCGCAUAGGGCUAAAACCUCCUCCACACUAUGUUGCCGGCGUGCCAGGAUCCUUCUACACCAGGCUCUUUCCUUGCAAUAGCGUCCAUAUAUUUCAUUCAUCCUUCAGCCUUAUGUGGCUCUCUCAGAUCCCAGAGCAUCUUGACAGCACCAUGAACAAAGGCAACAUUUAUAUAGGGGUGACUACACCGCCACUUGUAGCCAAGCUCUAUCUUGAUCAGUUCGAGAAGGACUUCUCUCGGUUCCUUCAGUUCAGGUGCAUAGAGCUUGUGUCUGGUGGCCAGAUGGUGUUGACAUUUCUUGGAAGGAAAAGCAAUGACGUGGUUCAUGGGGGUGGGAUGAUGAACAUUUCCAUCGAGUUGCUUUCACAGGCAGUGCAAACUCUUGUAGCAGAGGGUCGUGUGGAGAAGGAGAAGUUGGACUCUUUCAACCUGCCAUUUUAUGGCCCUUCUGUGGAUGAACUGAAGCAGCUAGUACAACAAAGCGAGCUGCUCGACAUCAUUGACAUCCAGGCCUUUGAACUGACUUUUGAUCCCAUAGACAAAUCAGAGCUGAAGGAAGGCAUCACCACCGCACCAGCGAUACAAGACAAUGUUCAUGAGGCCACCGGCCAUAACAUCGCUGCGGGUUUAAGAGCGGUGAUGGAGCCGCUAUUUGCAAGCCAUUUCGGGGAAUCCAUAAUCGACGAUCUCUUCACGUUGUUUGCAUGUAAUGUCAUCAGACAUCUUGCGAGUGCAGAGGAGAUGAGUAGUGUGACAGCCAUUUCAUUGUCAUUACAGGCAAAGGUGGCAAGGUGAUAGCUCAUUGGGUAUCAUACCCAUCUUUUCUAUAUAGUUGCAACCCAUGCAAUUGCUACUACAAAGGAGCUACCACAUUGAGCCAAGUCAUCAUCAAUUUGUCACCCAUUAGAUUUCAUCAUGACGUUGAGCAGUUCAUUUCAGAUGACAUUACUCAUUUAUUUGCUACCCACAUGUACUUACCACGUUUGUCGAGAAGUAAGCACACCCUUUAGUGUGGUCCCAAAUUUCAAUAGAAAUAAUAUUCUACUUGACAUAUUUCUACAUAUACAACUAUGAAAACGAUUUAUCUAUACUAACAAACUUCACAGAAAAAUAUUAUUUUAAA